CCAUUGGGGACUGUACCGUACAUUUGCCGUUUUUUGUUGCAAAGUUCAGGAAAAGGCCCAAAAAUCAAACGCCGCGGCAAACAGGCGCUGAAAAAUGGAUGGGGGGAGUUCCGGCGCCGCUUCCGACGCUGCAAUCGAAACCCUAAGAACCAGAGGAUGGUGCUUCGGCGACCUCGAACAAGUGAAGGCGAUGAUCCUGAUCCACUCCGCCUUGUCUGACGACACGCGUACGGUGGUGGAUUCGGUGGAAUCGGAGCUCACCAACGUGGACCUCAAAUCCAUCUCCUCCAGGUCCUUGCCCGACCCGCAUACACUCCGAAAGUCCUCUCACCUGCUCGGCCCCAAAGUCCUCCAGAUAGCUUGGGUGAGAGACGUUACCAGAAGUGGUGUGGAGGAUUUUGCAAGGAAUUCUAAUAGUCGGCGUCUUUUGAAACUUGGGCUAACAGACGGCUACAGUGAGGUAGCAGCCGUGGAGUACUCUCAUAUCCCGGCAAUCCCCGACGACGUCGUUCCGGGUACUAAGGUCCGUUUGGAAGGUAAAGCUACUAUCCGUAGUGGAAUAGUAUGUUUGAAUCCUAAAGUUGUGACUGUGUUAGGAGGUGUUGUUCAAUCACUUUACGAAGAAUGGCAGAUGAAUAAAAAAUAUUCUGGGUUCUCACGUCAGUCUUUAAGGCUUUCACAGGAAAGUGAUGGUAAAGGCCCCCCUCCAUUUGAGAAAUUGCAAAUUGGGGCAGCUAAAAGUCGGUUUCCUCAGCAGGACAAGUCUUCACAUUUCUUGGAUGUUAGCUCCAAGAUUAGUGGGCCUAUUGCUAGAAAUACUGUGGUUAGACCAGUUGGAAGGCAGCAGAACCUUCAAUUGAAAGCAAAUGAUGAGGAUAAAUCUUAUAAAAAAAGUGAGAUAGAUAACACUUGUAAGGCAGAUUUCCUUGAUGAAAGAACUCAAGACAAACCUAGUAGCUCUGCAACGACAACGAGGCCAAAAGAAGCAAUUGAAGCUGUCCCUGUUCAAAACCAAGCAGCUGCACAAAAACUCCUUCAAACAAUGAGUCAUCAAAACCGGGAUGACAGGCAUUCAAGAGGUAGACAGUUUAGGGGAAAGGGAAGGCAAGAGGAAGAACCCGUGGUGUUCACUUUGGAUGAAUGGGAAAAGAUAAAAGCUGGGGCAAAGCCUUCAAUAGGAGGUGCCUUUACAAGUAGCAGUCGUGACGAGGAACUUGCACGGCAGCUCCAAACUCAAUUUGAUUUGGAAGAUUAUCAUGUACAAAAGGGUCCUCCUGACGUGGAUGCAGAGAAUAUUAAAAUGAGCAUGUUCAGCUACCAAAAAGACGAUGACAGGGAUUAUGAAGGGAGAGGAAGAGGAGGGAGGGGACGAGGAAGGGGACGGGGGAGGAGUAGGGGGAGAGGAAGAGGAGGAUUUCGUUGACUUUGUCGUGUCUUUUAUUCUCGUCACGCUUUGACUGUGUCAGGUAAAAUUUGUUCUUGAUAUGUAUAUGGUGAUGGUGAAACCGUAUCUUCCAAUCUUAGAAUUUUGGUGCUUUAGCUGCAUUUUGCAUUGAUUGCCGAACAAGAGUGUCGUUGUGUUGUAAUAGAUACUCCUUUUGCGAGUCCGAUAGAGUUUGUUAGCUAGGAUCAUGCUGCACUUGGUUUUAGUCGUAUUUGAUGGAAUACAGGUUCUAAAUUAUGGAA
This is a messenger RNA of Pyrus x bretschneideri (Chinese white pear), 1686 nucleotides long. RefSeq names its product tudor domain-containing protein 3. Lineage: Eukaryota; Viridiplantae; Streptophyta; Magnoliopsida; Rosales; Rosaceae. Gene Ontology annotation, cellular component: nucleus. The record is from RefSeq and is a predicted model, not a curated record.